UCUUCUAUAGUUUAUUUAAAAUGACAGUUUAUUUAAAUGGCGGAACGGUAAUUAAUUAUUUAUUUUAUUAACUUAUUUCUCGAUCAGAGUGAAAAUAGGCACAAAUAAUACUUUCAAGUGUUUUAAAAAUACUAUACUCUGAUAGAACAAGCUUUGUUGCCUGUUGUAUGCAUCUUUUAUGGGAGUAGUGGGAUUUUUUUUCCACUUACAUGUGGGGGUUUCCUUGUAAAUACAAAUAAUAGCUUAAAAUAUCUUUUCAACUUGAAACAAAAACAGAUACCGCAAGGUUGAGAAAGGCUUCUUGAAAGAAAAAAAAAAGAGGAAUUAAAGGAUGAAGAACGGCGAGACGAAAAGAAAAGAAAUUAUUUAAUCUUGAUUUAUAUUCCUUUCUUAAACUUAAGUAAUCUGGAUUAAAGUAAAUGUGAAAUCAGAUUUAUAAUAAGAAUAAGGCUCAAAGAAAAAAAAAUUAAAUCAGAAAAAAAGAUAAAUAAACGCAAAUGGUAAAAAGGAGAAAAAAAUGCUUGUUUUAAACCGUAAGAGAUUUAGUGGUGUCUAUGGUUUUCCCCUUAGGAUUUCGCAUCGUUACUUUCAAAACGAGUUCAACAACAAAUAAUUAAACAUCCGCCUCCAGCGGAAGACACGCCACAUUUAAAACAUUCGUAAAGAAAAGAAAGUUUUUUAAAACGUACCGCAAAGAGGGUCUUAAGCUGAAAUCCCCCUAUCUUAUCCGGUCGCGUGGCCAACACGUGACAUCUAACACCCUUUCUUAAUACAUGAAAAAGAAUAAAAAUCGUCUGCCUCUUCCCCUGUUGAUCAGGAGACAGAAUUUAUUUUUAGCAUCUAAUUCCAGGGGAAGGGAAGAGCGAGAGUUAACUGCAACCGUUGGCUGCCUAGGUAAGAGAUUCUGGGAGAAGUGAAAGCAAGCAACUUGUGUGUCCGCCGACCCCUCUCUGUAGUAGUUGUUACAGUUUCGGUUUGAACAGUUUUUUUUCCUUCCCCUGUGAGGGUUGAGGGAAAGGGGCAACAUCUGGUGAAUUGUGUUGAAGUGCACGUGGAGUUGAUUGCUCACACCUGAAAUCUGAGUUUUUUUUUAUGCCUGGUUAAGGGAUACAUCUGACUUGUUGAUACUGGCUGUGAGCCAUCAUCUGGAAGCUAUGAUUUGAAAAGCCCAGGGUUAGUCAGAACGCCUGAAAAAAUAAAAAGAUCCAGAAGUUUAGAUAGGCAUUCCGCGGUCACUAUGGAUAUUACGUACGUUACCGAACGUAUAAUAGUUGUUGUCUUUCCUCGGACAGAAUCUGAGGCGACAUACAAAAAUAACCUUAAAGAAGUUACCCGGAUGUUACGUACGAAGCAUGGUACAAAUUAUAUGGUUUUCAAUCUUUCUGAAAAACGUUAUGACUUAGCCAAAUUAAAUCAAAGGGUUCUUGAUUUCGGAUGGCCGCAAAACCUCGCUCCUCCUCUGGAAAGGCUGUGCAGCAUUUGUAAAUCAAUUGAUUCAUGGAUUUAUAGUGAUCCACAAAACAUUGCAGUUAUACAUUCUAAAGGUGAUAUCGGAAGAGCCGGCAUUGUGAUAGCAGCCUACAUGCACUACAGCAACAUAUGUGCGAGUGCUGAUCAGGCUUUGGACAGGUUGACGAUGAAAAAGUUUUUUGAAGAUCGUCUAUCGGGUUCAAUGCAGCCUUCUCAAAAGAGGUAUGUGCAUUAUUUUGCUGGUCUUUUGUCUGGUGCAAUAAGAAUGAAUAACAACUCCAUUUACCUUCAUCGUGUCAUCAUACACGGAGUGCCAAAUUUUGAAUCCAGAGGAGGUUGUAAGCCUUUCAUCAAAAUAUAUCAAGGAAUGCAGUUGAUUUACACAUCUGGCGUUUACUCAGCGACUGAAAAAACUAAAAAGAUCAUCAUCCCCUUGGAAAGUGGGUUGCAGGUCCGAGGAGACGUCUUCAUUAAAUGCUAUCAUAUGAGCCAUCGACCCCUUGCCAGAUACACAGUAUUCCAGCUUCAGUUUCAUACUUGUACAAUUAACUCAGAUCAUGUCAUAUUUGAGAAAAGCGAAUUAGACAGCGCCUGCACAGAUUCUCGAUUUUCUGCUUCAGGAAAAGUUGAACUGAUGUUAUCGAAUCAUCGUGAAGACGUUCGAGGUAAUGGGUCAGUACAAGAUUCAACAGUUCCUGUCUGGAGUGCUAAUGAUCCUCUUGUCAAAUGGGAUUCCUACGAGAAUUUCGAUUUAGCACCCGAGGACAAUUUGGAUGAUGUUGGUUUACUUGAAGGGAUGUUACACGUUCUUUAUACAGAAGGUCCUUUAGAUGGUAGUUUGUACGCUACUGUCUCUAAGAAGAAAUACGCAGACGUACUUAUUCAUCCACAAAUGACCCAUGACCCUUUCGCAGACGUUGAAGGUCCCCACAGCAUUGACUCUGGCAUUUCCUCAAGUUCUGGCAUUCGUAAUGUUGAUGCCGAGAGCCAUAAUCCCUCAGAACGUUCCACAUCAAGAACGACUCCUUAUUCGAAUUAUAAAGAUGAUCAGUCGGAGUUGGACGAACUAGUUAACGGUAUGUUAAAAGAAAUCCAGUCAAUACCCGACGCACCAGUGUACAGUACCUUAAGGCCCUUCACAGCAUCAUUAACCACGCAGCAGCCAUCUAAAAAUAGAAACUUUUCCAGCAUAACUACCACUAACGCACCUAAUGACUAUUCAAUGCCGCAUAAUAAUCCAACGAGUAUCAUAAGUGUAAAUGGUAAUAAGCAAGUUCUAACUGAAAGUCCAUACAAAUCAGAGACCGUCAGCUACACAACCACCACGAGGAGAGAUGUCUUCAUCGAUGAUGAGGAGGACAUGCCAUACCACGCCAGGAAGUCCACGUCGCCCUUCACCUAUCUCAUGCAGAGUCCUGCGCCAGAAAGGAAAAGACUGCUGUCUGAUGGACACCAACCAUUGUCAAUACAGGACAGGUACAAAGACAAUUCCUAUUCGUGGCUUCAGAGGCAGCAGGAGAAGUUGAAGGCUCGCAAAGAAGGAAGGGGAUGGGAAGACAAACAUCAGAAGGAACAGCUAAUGCUGGAUGAACUGAGAAGGACACAGAAGAAGACUGUGACGAACGGAGAGUCUUUAGAAGACAUCAGUCUAGGAUUGGAUUUCUCAUCUUCAUCCAGGGAAACAUCUCCUUCCAAGGGCUUAAGUUACACGCUACCUUUACAUGUAAAUACUUACAACGGUCACGUGUCAUCUAGCCAAAUAGCUCCUAUGAAGCCUCCAGUCUACAGAAACACGAGUGCCCCAUCCUCUCCCCUCUUACCCCAGAGGAGUAGCAGCAAAGAUGUUACCCGCUACAGAUAUCCUCAAUUUCAAACUCAAAGUAAACCCAUAACAAGGCAAAACUCAGACACCUCAUACGAUAGAGAAAGACCAUUCGUCACAACAAAGAAAGCUCAUCAGUUGGCGAAAGAACAGAUCGCCAAUAAACAAACCUCUCCUCACAAUGUAAUCGCCUCCUCAACUGUCUAUGGGAAUGUUUAUUCACCCAAACCUGAAUUUUCAGAUCCAGGUCUACUAGGAUUAGCCAACAAAUCAAACGGAUUACCAGACACAGCUAAACUCGAUAAAUUGGAACAAACUCUUCAAGCUUUGUCAGUAUCGUCUGCUAGUUCCACAAACAGUCCUCGAGAUCAUCAAGGAUCACCCCUACCAUUCUCUCAGUCAACUCCCAACAAGGGUCAUUAUUUAACUGAAAAUUCAUCUUGGUCCCCUUCAGUUAUUGGAUCAAGCCCCCCAAGCAGCCCCUCUAAGAUGGACAGACCUAUUACCCCUGCUUUCCCGGUGCCACCCGCUACUCCUUAUCAAAACCAAGAUCCAACGUGUUCCAACCUGCCUCCAAAGAGUCCUUUACUAUCACGUAAGGAUCGCAGUCCAUCACCGGCCACCUUGAUAAACUUUCACGAUAUGCCUGGAGUCCCUCGAACAAACAAUACCAAUGGUCAGAGUUCACCAAGUGUUUACUACGGUCAAUCUCGACCCUCCAGCAUGGUUUCCCUAAAUGAAGGUACUGAUAUAAUUCAUCAACAUCCAAUGUUUGUGAAGGAUACAUCUAAGUAUUGGUACAAGCCUAAUAUUUCAAGAGAGGAAGCCAUCAGCAUAUUGAAAGACAAAGUACCGGGGACAUUUGUUGUUCGUGACAGUAACUCCUUUCCUGGAGCUUACGGUUUGGCUUUGAAAGUGGCUACACCACCCCCUAAUGUUCAACUUAACAGAUCCGCUGACCCAUCCAGUGAAUUGGUAAGACACUUCUUGAUUGAACCAACUACGAAAGGAGUUCGUCUGAAAGGAUGUCCAAAUGAACCAGUUUUUGGAAGUUUAUCUGCUUUGGUUUAUCAACAUUCAAUAACACCUCUGGCAUUGCCUUGUAGAUUAGUUCUGCCAGAACAAGAUCCAACAGGUGAAUCGGAUGAGCAAGUAUCUAAUAAUGACACUCUACUAGAGCAAGGAGCAGCAUGCAGUGUACUAUAUUUAAACAGUGUAGAUAUGGAAUCCCUUACGGGUCCCCAGGCAGUCAAGAAAGCGGUAGCUGAGACAUUAGCAAAGAAACUUUUGCCAACUGUUGUCCCUGUGCAUUUUAAGGUGUCAAAUCAAGGGAUAACACUGACAGACAACUCAAGAAAAUUAUUCUUCAGACGCCACUACCCAGUGAAAGCCAUCAGUCAUUGUGGAUUAGACAUUGGUGAUCGAAAAUGGACGCAAACAAAUGAUGAUGGAGUGCCAAUAAAUACUUGUCGAAUAUUUGGAUUUGUCGCAAGCAAGCCCACGAGUCCAUCAGACAACCAAUGUCACAUAUUUGCUGAACUGGAUCCAGAUCAGCCUGCAAGUGCAAUUGUUAACUUUGUUACGAAGGUCAUGAUGGCCGAAACUCAGCAAUCCUCCCAAAUGGUGUGAAUUUUUUAAUAGAUAGAACCUCUUUGUUUUGUAAAAUAUAUUUCUGCAAAAGUUGUAUUUGUUGAAUGUGUGUGUGAAGCCAAAAGUUGUUUCUGAACACUUGUGUACAGGUAUUCAUUUGCGAAAAGAAAAACUUUUAUAAUGCUUGUAACUAUUGAAGAUGUACUUCAUUUUCUGCUCUCUCUCGAGCAACUAUUUACGGAAUGUUUCUUUAUGAAGAGAAUAUUAGUUGAUGUGACGGCAGCUGGCUUUAGACAUUAACAGAUAAAUAUCAAAUACUAAAAAUCAACAUUUCUGUCCCAUAACCCAAAUUGUGGAUUAACAAUCUUUUCAACUAUACCAGGAAUGAGAAAAAUGUGUGAUGUGAUAAGGGAACAGAAGGUUGAAUAAAGACAUUAUUAAAAAACUGGAAGCAUUUCUGUGCAGCUAAGUGUACCAUCAUUGGCCAGAAAACUUUUUAAAACUGAUAAAAAAAGGAAUAAAACAAAAAACAAGAAAAAAAAGCAAUUCAGCAUCAACAGGAUAUAUCAUCUAGCGAGGAAACAAAGUUAAAAAAAAAGUACUUCCCAAAUAUUGGACCUUGGUCAGACUUAUAAUUUUAAAGGCUUCCCAGAAUUCAAGGUCAAUGCAUUACGCACAUAUUUGAACAAUAGUGGAUGAAGAAAUAUCAAUAGAAGAAUGUAAACCUUAAACCUUCUCAUUCAACGUUCUGUUUUCAUAUACAAAGAAUAUUUGUAAUUACGCCUAGAUUUCAAUAUAUUGUUGUAUAAUAACUGUUGGCUUUAAGUCUGGUAAUAUUCAAUUGCAUUUUAAAAUUAAUAAAUUCUAUAUUUGUGCAUUGACUAUAUCAGAUUUAAUUAGGUGGAGCAAUAUUAUUGUUAAAUGAUUUAAUAGGCUUUGCGCCAAAUGAAAAAGCCAUUUUGAAUAACAUGAAAAUUUUAUGUGUUUUUGUAAAUAAAAUUCAGUAUUGUAAAAAUUAUUACUUUGUUUCAAAAACGAUAUAUUUUAAUGAACAUUAUUUUCUUUUGCAAUCUGAGAAUAGAUAUAUGUCACUUGUUGCAAAAUAUUUACAUAAUUAGUGUUCUAUGUAAAUAAUGCUUAUGUAAGCUUUUUACAAAACAAAUGUUAACAAUAUUAUUUUGAAAUAUUCAGUCAUCUUUUGAACUGAUUAUAUUUUUGACUAAUUAUGCAACUCACAAGCUACUUACAAUAGUUUAAUAUCAAGAUAAAUUUGCUAAAUCAAUUUACAAAUUUAAAGUUAUAUUUAAUUAAUAAACAUUUGAAAGAACUGAA
This is a messenger RNA of Parasteatoda tepidariorum (common house spider), 6214 nucleotides long. It is a transcript of the gene by, whose product is annotated as focal adhesion protein tensin. The record is from RefSeq and is a predicted model, not a curated record. Gene Ontology annotation, cellular component: focal adhesion. Gene Ontology annotation, molecular function: protein binding. NCBI's taxonomy places the organism in Eukaryota, Metazoa, Arthropoda, Arachnida, Araneae, Theridiidae.